GAAUGGGUGUAGAUUGCAAAACAUUUAAGUUGAGACCUGAGUAUUUGAGUGUUUUAAGAAAUGAAAAUUAUGAUAAUAUUACUUUGUGACUUCAUGUACAUUAUAAUUACUUUGUGAUUAUCUGAAGAAAAAAUACAGAUUUCUGAGACAUACCAUACCUUUAUGAUCCAUAUCUUAAAAGGACUAGCUACCAAGUUAAAUUAUAUCAUAACAGCAAUUUCUUUUAUCUCAGCGAAUUAACAAACAAAGAAAAGGAAACAUGUGUUUUUGUAUGAAACAGAGAAAAGGAAAUCAAUUAAAAAAAAACUGAGAAAAGGAAACACCAAGAGCUUGUUUUCUUAUAAAUAGGUGUCUAAGGGAGAACUAUCCAAAUAACUGCAAAACCCUUUUGUUCAUUCAAUCGUAUGCUCUGAAGAUAAUAUGGGAGAACGCAAAGUCCCAAACAAGUAUAUUCCGCCAGAUUUUGAUCCGAAGAAGAUACCUCGUGUCCGAAAACCGAAGAACCACCAAAAGAAGAUUCGAUUUAUGCUCCCGGUUCGUAUUCGGUGCAACACAUGUGGUAAUUACAUGUCGGAAGGCACUAAAUUCAACAGCCGUGAAGAACAAGUCACCGACGAGAUGUACCUAGAUAUUAAAAUCGACAGGUUCUACAUCAAGUGCACCAACUGCUCCGCAGAGUUGACGAUUACAACCGAUCCAAAGAACACGGGCUAUGCUGUCGAAUCAGGUGCAGUUGCCCUUUAUAAUGGACUCGAGGAGGAGAAGCCUGAGGAAAGUGAAAACGCAUUGGAGUCGUUGGAGAAGAGAACUAUGGUAUCUAAAAGAGAGAUUGAAGUUAUGGCUGCGCUUGAUGAGAUGAAGUCUAUGAAGUCUAGAAGAGCCUCCGUGAGCGUAGACUCAAUGCUUGAGGCUUUGAAUAGAAGAAAGAAACUAGAAGAAGAGAACAUGGAGGAAGAAUUGUUUAUUAAGGCGUUAAAAUUUGGUAAGCGGGCGGCUAGGAUUAUUGAUGAAGAGGAAAACGAUGAGGCGUUGGUUGAUAAAAAGAAGAAGAAGAAGAAGAAGAAGCCUAAGAGAAGUGUUAACGGUACAUCUCCGGUUCAAAUCUCUUCGGUUCUCAUAGUCUCGAAGAAGACUGCAAAGCUAACAAGGGGACUCGAAUCUCUGUGUCAAAACUACGCCACAGACAGCGAUGAGGAGAAGUAGUAAAUCCUUUUUUUUUUUCAUCUAGCUACGGAUUUUGCAUAGAUAUUUUGUUACACUAUCUUUCUAAUAAGUUUUUUUUUUUUUAAA
Raphanus sativus (radish) is the source of this 1290-nucleotide messenger RNA. RefSeq lists its product as uncharacterized. Gene Ontology annotation, cellular component: U2-type catalytic step 1 spliceosome. Gene Ontology annotation, biological process: mRNA splicing, via spliceosome. The transcript has a single exon. The record is from RefSeq and is a predicted model, not a curated record. Bases 421 to 1203 code for a protein of 260 amino acids. NCBI's taxonomy places the organism in Eukaryota, Viridiplantae, Streptophyta, Magnoliopsida, Brassicales, Brassicaceae.